AUGCUCAUUCUCCGCUCGCUUCUAUUGGCGGCCAUUGGAGUGGUAGAGUCGGCGGUUAUAUCGAGUCCACAAGAACCACUCUCGCCGCUACUGACUACGAUCAAGAACAUACCAGAGCUGUCGAUCUUCUAUUCUUUAUUCAGCAGUACUGGAGGCGCUUCCGGUAUUCCAGGUCCAGCUCUGGAGGAACGCCUCAACAAUCCAAACAAUAGCCUGCAAUUCACUGCAUUUGCUCCCACAAACGAUGCGUUUUCACACAUCUCGCAAGACACAAUUGCAGCCCUGACGACUCCUCAAUCAUAUCAACUCCUCUACAGCAUCCUCAUCAACCACAUCGCACCCGGAGAGCCAACUUUCUCCGAUCUCCAGCAACAAGGUACAGUGCAUGCCAUUGGCGGCUUCGACAUCAGCUUCGACGCACAAGGAGAACUACUCACAAAUGCCAACACCACAUCCGAGUCGGAAAGGUCCAGAGAUCAUCAAGCAACACUCAUCAAAGGACAAGAUGGCCAACCCAUCCGAAUCCCUGCAUCGAAUGGAGCAAUUUUCAUGAUUGAUCACACCCUGGACGGCUUGUUCACUUAUUUUGGCGUGGACGAACCAGUCUCUAAAAAUCAAGGCCUCCCCGAAGCCAUCGAACAUACUGGUACAAUGCGAGACAUACUGGAAACUACGCCGGAGCUCUCGACUCUCAGUGACAUCCUGAAAGGUCUGAGAGCAGAUUUCCUCACUAGACUUUCGCUCGCCUCGUGGGACCUGGCAGUGAACAACAGGACAGUAUUUCUCGCUCCGAGCAAUACUGCUUUCGAAGCUUUGCCAGCCGAGGCAGUGCAGAAAGCUCUGCAGCCGAGUAAUUACGACUUGUCGGCAUUCUUGCUGCGCUUUGGCUUAGGCGAGGUAGUGGCUGGUGAUGCAGGGGGUGGUUCGAUGAGGAUCAAAUCUCAAAGUGGAUUUGAAAUCUUGGUGGAAGAGGGCAGAGCAAGUAAUGCCAGAGUGGAGAAGCGAAUUUGUGCAGACAAUGGCUGUGUUUGGGUUAUGAGUAGGUGGUUGGACCCGUUGUGGAAACUGUUUUGA
Molecule: messenger RNA, 1074 nt
Organism: Cercospora beticola
Lineage: Eukaryota; Fungi; Ascomycota; Dothideomycetes; Mycosphaerellales; Mycosphaerellaceae
Product: fasciclin domain-containing protein
Biological process (GO): extracellular matrix organization; cell adhesion
Cellular component (GO): extracellular matrix
Molecular function (GO): cell adhesion molecule binding
Source: RefSeq, a predicted model, not a curated record